Mercenaria mercenaria is the source of this 1150-nucleotide messenger RNA. RefSeq names its product aminoacyl tRNA synthase complex-interacting multifunctional protein 1-like. The transcript has 7 exons. Gene Ontology annotation, molecular function: tRNA binding. The record is from RefSeq and is a predicted model, not a curated record. The coding region runs from base 148 to 1086 and encodes 312 amino acids. Lineage: Eukaryota; Metazoa; Mollusca; Bivalvia; Venerida; Veneridae.
UAAAUUAAAUUUUAGACAAAUUUACCUCAUUACUGCCUCCUUCUGCCAUGUUUGUUUCGUCUGCUCUCACUUCCGUAUUUCGUGAGAAAAGAAAAUCUGUUGAAAUCACUCACGGAGAAAGCAUUUCGUCAGUUUCAGACUGCUGAAAUGUCGUCUGCUGCAGUUGUACAGAGGUUGGUUCAGAGAGCUAAGCAGGCGGAAGAAAUUAUUGCACAGCUGAAAGCUCAGAUAGAGAAUGUUAAACAAGCAGCAGCUAUAAGUGUAAGCAAACCAGAGGAGGGAAGACUGAGAUCGGAAAAUGAACAACUGAAGGCGAAAAUCAACACACUGAAAAUGUCAUUGAUGCUGUGUGAAAUAAAGAAUGGAGUGAAACAGGUCCCCAUUCCGCAAAGAAAACCAAAGUUGGAGCCAGCUGGGGCAGACAGUGUCACACAGCCAGCAGAGGUGAAACCACAGGCUACUAAGGAAACAAAACCAAAACAAGAGAAAAAAGGAAAACAAGAAGAUGCCAACAAGAAAAAAGGGGAUGAGGCAAGUAAGCCUAAGAAAGCUAAGGUAGAGAAGAAGGAUGCUGCAGCUGAUGCUGAUCGACCAGUAGAUAUCUCUAGACUAGAUCUACGUGUCGGCAAGAUUGUAGGUGUGAAGAAACAUCCUGACGCUGACAGUUUGUAUGUUGAAGAUGUGGAUCUUGGAGAAGGGCAGACUCGUACAAUUGUAUCAGGCCUGGUGAAACAUGUGCCUAUAGAAGAGAUGCAGGAUAGGUUAGCUGUGUUCAUGUGUAACUUGAAGGCAGCAAAGAUGAGAGGAAUCAUGUCACAGGGGAUGAUUAUGUGUGCUAGUAGUCCAGAGAAAGUAGAAAUACUUCUUCCACCACCAGGAGCUCAGAUUGGAGACAGGGUGUUUGCAAAAGACUACACAGGAGAACCAGAUGCAUUGAUGAAUCCAAAGAAGAAGAUAUGGGAAACUGUGAAACCUGAUCUUAAAACGGAUGGUGAUAAAGUUGCCGCAUACAAAGGCUCUCAACUAAUCAUUGAAGGGAAGGGGAAAGUUGUUGCUCCGACAGCAGCCAAUACCCAGAUAUCUUAGUGCUACGACAUUCUAUAUAUUUACUGGCAGCAGUGAGGAAUAAAACAAUAAAUAUUAAUAUAUA